Dioscorea cayenensis subsp. rotundata (Guinea yam) is the source of this 1483-nucleotide messenger RNA. Its product is annotated as probable glycosyltransferase At5g03795. The transcript has 5 exons. NCBI's taxonomy places the organism in Eukaryota, Viridiplantae, Streptophyta, Magnoliopsida, Dioscoreales, Dioscoreaceae. The record is from RefSeq and is a predicted model, not a curated record. The coding region runs from base 46 to 1245 and encodes 399 amino acids. Gene Ontology annotation, molecular function: glycosyltransferase activity.
AGCGCCGACCUGACCACACUCCGUUUCCAUCCUCCGACACCAGCGAUGGCCGGGAAAUCGCCGCCGGCUAACAUUCCGGCGUUCUCCAUCCAGCGCUUGCUUCUCGCUCUCGCUUUCCUCACUCUCAUCACCUUCACCUUCCUCUCGCUCAGAUCUCUCCGCUCUUCUCCCCAACUCCCUUCCCGCUUCGCAGAUCCCUCCACGCCAUUGCCGUUAUCAUUGGCCUAUCACUCGCCGGAGGUCUUUAAGCUGAACUACGCCGAGAUGGAGAAGAGGUUCAAGGUAUUCAUAUACCCGGAUGGGGAUCCGAGCACGUUUUACCAGACGCCGAGGAAGAUGACGGGGAAGUAUGCGAGCGAGGGGUACUUUUUCCAGAACAUCCGGGAGAGCCGAUUCAGGACGGAGGAUCCUGAUGAAGCGCACCUGUUCUUCAUCCCAAUCUCGUGCCACAAGAUGCGGGGAAAGGGCACAUCAUAUGAGAACAUGACUAUUAUUGUUCAGGAUUAUGUUGAAGGCUUGAUAAAAAAAUACCCUUAUUGGAAUAGGACCUUGGGUGCAGAUCAUUUUGUGGUCACCUGCCAUGAUGUUGGUGUGCGGGCAUUCGAAGGACUUCCUUUUCUCAUAAAAAAUUCCAUUCGUGUUGUCUGUUCUCCGAGCUAUGACGUGGGGUAUAUCCCACACAAGGAUGUUGCUCUUCCUCAAGUACUGCAACCAUUUCCACUUCCUGCUGGAGGAAAUGAUAUUGAGAACAGGACAAUACUUGGAUUUUGGGCUGGCCAUAGGAAUUCUAAGAUAAGAGUUAUUUUAGCUCGUGUAUGGGAGAAUGAUACAGAACUGGCUAUCAGCAACAACCGCAUAAACAGAGCCAUUGGGGAAUUGGUUUAUCAGAAGCAAUUUUAUAGGACUAAAUUCUGCAUUUGUCCUGGUGGUUCCCAAGUUAAUAGUGCUCGCAUAUCUGAUUCCAUUCAUUAUGGUUGUAUUCCUGUGAUCCUGUCCAAUUAUUAUGACUUGCCUUUCAAUGACAUCCUUGACUGGAAAAAAUUCUCUGUCAUUCUCAAGGAAAGUGAUGUUUACAAUCUUAAAUCUAUUCUGAAGUCCAUUUUGAAUGAAGAAUUCAUAACGUUGCAUAAUAACUUGGUUGAGGUCCAAAAACACUUUGAAUGGCAUUCGCCGCCAAUUUCGUAUGAUGCUUUUCACAUGGUUAUGUACGAACUUUGGUUGCGACACAAUCUCAUCAAAUACUAGCUCAGUAGAAAAUACCAAAUGUAAACUAUUUUUCUGCACAAAGUCUGAGAUUAACAAGUUAGAGAAUGCUAAUCUUUGGUUUCUGCAGAUACUUUUGAUCCUCAUAAAUUCACAUUGUCCUUUAUACGUUUAUGUUGUAAAGUGCCAACAGCUUUUAGUUGUUUGCUUUUGCCAUUUAUGUUACUCAUGUAAGUUCUAUCCUUGUAAGAUUAUAUCAGUGAAAUUUAUAUCUCAAAUA